UUGGUUGAGUUGUGGCCCAAGUUGGUACUGUUCGCGCGAUCAUAAGGUGAAAAUAAGUGGAAAUUUUACGCCCAUAAUUCUCUCUCUGAUCUGGCUUUAAUUUUGUGUGAACGCGCGAAAUCAGCUCAACACAGAACAAAAAACUUGAGCAGACGUCGAAUGGACAGAGAGGCAAUUUGUGGAUGAUUUAGAUGUCACCUCUGUCAUCAGUGCAGGAGACGAUGCCCGCUCGAGAUCACCCAUUCAAUCACUCUCGCCGGCCUCUGCUGGAGAGAUGUCACCCGCAGCCGCAGAUGCUGCCCAAGCCGGAGCGCAAGAUGUACAACGGCUUCGAUGACUUCAAUUCCAUUCCGAGAAUCCGGGCGGCCGACUUCACCGUGGAGAGCGGCUAUCCGUACGGCGAGCGACAGUGCAGCCAAGACUCCGGGGCGUCACGUGAGGUCGCAGAUGAGGAUGACUAUGCGUGGCGACCGCUGCCCCGCACACCCAGCCCCACGCGACCGCGCCGUCUCCUCCGGACGACAUCAUCUCAGCGGCGGCCGCCCGUCCAUGUCUUCGGCAGCGCGGUGAAUUCGUGCUGCCAGCAAGAUUGCACACCUGUGAUAUCCAAAUACUCCAACGGCUGCAGUAGCAACGACACCAGCACCUCAUCCACUGGCCUCCCGUUCGCGUUUCAGACACACCAGCAUCAGAGACUGAGUGACACAGCAGUAAAAGGUGGUGUCAAGGAGAGGAAAUCGAAAUCGAAUCGCUGUAAUAAGGUGAAUAACAAUAAAGACGCCGUGCCGUCCAUCAAGUGCGUCGUCGUGGGAGAUGGAGCCGUGGGGAAGACCAAUCUGAUUGUGUCCUACCUGGAGAAUCGCUUCGUAGCUGAGCACAUUCCGACAGCCUCUGACAUCUACAAUGUUGACGUCCAGGUGGACGACGCGCCGGUGAGAGUGACGAUCUGCGAUACGCCCGGACAGGAUAAUCUAGACGUGCUGCGAGAGCUCUCCUACCCGGACACCAACAUCUUCCUGCUCUGCUUCAGCGUGGUGCACCCGGAAACGUUCCGCUCGGUGAAGUCCAAGUGGCUGCCGCGACUGUCGCAGUACCAGGACGCGCGAGUGGUGCUGAUUGGGACGCACGCUGACCUCCGCAGCGACCGCAGUACAAUUAUACGAUUGCAGUGUCAAGGUGAGAAACCAGUUUCACUGACGGACGCAUGGGAUUUUGCCAGAUCCAUUGGAGCCAAAUACAUUGAAUCAUCGUCUCGUACAAAGGAUAAGGUGAAGGAAGUCUUUGACACGGCCAUUUGGGACGCCCUCACGGCUCAGCGGCCGGAGCCGAAGCCGCUGUGGAGGAAGAUGCUGUGCUUGGCGUGAGGCAUUAAGUUAGAGCGUUAGUUAUAUAUACUCCGAAAUACUUUCCCCGGAUUCUCAAUAAAUGAAGAUGAAAAGCAAGU
Molecule: messenger RNA, 1444 nt
Organism: Phlebotomus argentipes
Lineage: Eukaryota; Metazoa; Arthropoda; Insecta; Diptera; Psychodidae
Product: rho-related GTP-binding protein RhoJ-like
Exons: 7
Coding region: 192-1364 (390 amino acids)
Biological process (GO): small GTPase-mediated signal transduction
Molecular function (GO): GTPase activity; GTP binding
Source: RefSeq, a predicted model, not a curated record